CUUUUGCUGCUCCCACUCGUGCGCGCUCUGAGUAGCAGCAGACAGCGCUAAAUAAGUGAAGCCUUUUCAGAGGCAAUAAGGCAGCCGCAGCAGGAGCAUCGUCCGCAGCUAGCACACACACUGACAGUCGCGCGGACUGUUAGAACGCCGACGCUAUCUGGUCUCGCGCACUCUGGACGCGCUGCAAUCAAGAUUGCUUUGAAUAUUCUCUAUUUAAGAUUACUUUGAAUAUUCUCUAUUUAGGCUCUUCAGAACAAUUUCCGUAUUCUCUUCGACCUUAAUAGGUUAUAUAUUGUAGUGCGCUGGCACGGAUGUUCUAUUAGGCUACUCUGCUGUCUCUUGAUGGUGAAAAUACUCGGGAGGUGAAUUUGUAUCCAACUGUCAACGAGAGUGGAUGACUCUGGUCGACCUCUGUCAUCUUGAAGUUGUCUUAUUUGGGCGUUUUGAGCAUCCUACGGACUGUGAAUUGUGAUGUUCUUGUGCCAUUGUCGCGCUGCUUCACCAGGUUAAGAGGAUAGUGUUUGAGUUGGAGAGAUUUUAACGCGGAAACCUUGUGCAUCACGGAGACCAGGAAGAGAGAACCGUCAGCGCCAAUAACACCUGCAACAGAACGCGUCUCCGUUCCUUCCAUAUAUGGUGCAACACCAAAACUGGAACCUUGGAAUAAUCCUACAGAAAACCUGUCAUCGAGAAUAAAUCUGUUUUAAAUUCGCUGUGAUAGGCUACAAUCGGGUUGAGAUUGCUCGCUGCUGUUGAACCCCCUACCUAGGCUACGGUUGCUGUUGUCCUGUUUGGACCAUUUUAAUAGGCUACUAUAUUCUCCUCUCGGCUCGGACGACCCGGAAUUUGCGAUGCUUGAGCAGUGAGAGCUGGGUGGAUCUUAUUUGGUCGUCCUGCACGCCACAGUAGCAUGGCCCCGUCGCGAAGGCACUGCGGAUGGGAGAUGCCGCCUCUGUCGGGAUGCCUGCUCCUGUCCAUCUUGGCGUUUCAACCUGUGCUAGCCAAGGUCUGCAAUGACUAUACGAGGCACGGUCAGGACAACAGCUGGUUCUCGGGGGAUGAUGAGAAAUUGCCCAUCAUGGUGCUCAUGCCGAUGAACGAGUCGGCGCUGAUGAGCAGCAUUAGUCAGGGCAUCGAGCCUGCUGUCCAACUGGCCAUCCAGCACAUACGAGAGUCACAGAAGUACAAGUUUUCACUCAUCACCAAAAUCUACGACACCGAGUGUGACAACGCCAAGGGAUUGAGGGCCUUCUUCGACGCCAUAUGUUACGGACCCAAACACCUGAUGAUCUUCGGAGGGGUGUGUCCUUCUGUCACAUCCAUCAUCGCUGAGUCACUGGAGGGGUGGAACCUGGUACAGCUCUCCUUUGCAGCAACAACUCCUGUUCUGGCCGACAAGAAGAAGUACCCCAACUUUUUCCGAACGGUUCCGUCGGACAACGCGGUGAACCCAGCAGUGGUCAAGUUCCUCAACUUUUACAACUGGAGCCGCGUGGGGACCCUCACACAGGACGUUCAGAGGUUCUCAGAGGUGAGGAAUGACUUGACCAAUGAGCUGGAAAAGGCGGACAUCCAGAUCGCUGACACCGAGAGCUUCUCCAACGACCCCUGUGUCAACGUCAAGAAGCUGAAGGAUAAUGACGUAAGGAUCAUUAUCGGACAGUUUGAUGAGAACCUGGCCUCCAAAGUGUUCUGCUGUGCGUACAACCUGAAUAUGUAUGGUAGUAAGUACCAGUGGAUCAUACCAGGCUGGUACCAGGGCAACUGGUGGGAGCAGGCCAACUCCACCAACUGCACCACCAGGAAGUUGCUGACUGCUAUGGAGGGAUACAUCGCUGUGGACUUUGAACCCCUCAGCGCCAAACAGGUCAAGGGGAUCUCUGGAAGGACACCUAAAGAGUACGAGAGGGAGUACAGUAAAGAGCUGCAGCAGAAGGGGGUGGAGCCCUCGAAGUACCACGGCUUCGCCUACGACGGGAUCUGGGUGAUAGCUAAGACCCUGACCCGCGUCAUGGACUUACUGCAGCACAAGGAGAGGCAGGACAUGCACCACAACUUCACCGUGGACGACCGGGAGGUGGGCAGGCUGGUAUUGGACGUCAUGAACGAAACCAACUUCUAUGGUGUCACGGGCCAAGUCAUGUUCAGGAACGGAGAACGGAUGGGUACCAUCAAAUUCACACAGUUUCAAGAGGGGCAGGAGGUGAAGGUAGGAGAGUACAACGCUAUUGCUGAUGUCCUGGAUCUCAUCAACAACACCAUGCGGUUCCAAGGGGUGGAGCCUCCUAAGGACCGUACGUUUGUGCGUCUGCAGCGUCGCAACAUCAACGUACCCCUCUACAGCAUCCUGUCUGUUAUCACCAUCCUGGGCAUGCUCAUGGCAGGGGCCUUCCUCUUCUUCAACAUCAAGAACCGCAACCAUAGACUGAUCAAGAUGUCCAGUCCCUACAUGAACAACCUUAUCAUCCUGGGUGGAAUGCUCUCCUACUCCUCCAUCUUCCUCUUCGGCCUGGACGGCGCCUUGGUGUCCGACAAAGAGUUUGAGGCCUUGUGUACUGUGCGAACAUGGAUCCUUAUUGUGGGCUACACAACAGCGUUUGGUGCCAUGUUUGCCAAGACCUGGAGAGUCCAUGCUAUCUUCAAGAACGUCAAGAUGAAGAAAAAGAUUAUCAAGGACCAGAAGCUGCUGAUCAUUGUGGGUGGGAUGCUGCUGAUUGACCUGUGCAUCCUCAUCUGCUGGCAGAUCGUUGAUCCGCUGAAGAGGACCGUGGAGGAGUACAGCUUGGAGGCGGACCCCCAGGGGCGGGACAUAGCCAUCCGGCCCUUCCUGGAACACUGUGAGAACACACACAUGACCAUUUGGCUGGGGAUCGUUUACGCGUACAAGGGCCUGCUUAUGUUGUUUGGGUGCUUCCUGGCUUGGGAGACGAGGAAUGUGAGCAUCCCAGCCCUGAAUGACAGCAAGUACAUCGGGAUGAGUGUGUACAACGUGGGCAUCAUGUGUAUCAUCGGGGCGGCCGUGUCCUUCCUCACGCGAGACCAGCCCAAUGUGCAGUUCUGCAUCGUGGCUCUGGUCAUCAUCUUCUGCAGCACGAUCACUCUCUGUCUGGUGUUUGUGCCAAAGUUCAUCACGAUGAGGACCAAUCCAGACGCAGCUACUCAGAACCGGAGGUUAAAGUUCAAUACGAACCAGAAGAAAGAGGACUCCAAGACGUCCACGUCAGUGACCAGUGUGAACCAGGCCAACACGUCCAGACUGGACGGCCUGCAGACCGACAACCACCGCCUCCGCAUGAAGAUAACAGAGUUGGAUAAGGAACUGGAGGAGGUGACCAUGCAGCUGCAGGACACCCCAGAGAAGACCCCGUACAUCAAGCAGAACCACUACGGAGACGUCAACAACAUCCUCAGCAUACGCAACUUCACAGACGGCAAAGAGGGGGAGAAAUCGAUAGUGAAGAAUCAUCUUGAGCAGAAGCCUCAGGCCCAGUGGGGCUCCAUGGAUCCUUCCAGAAUAAACAGAGGUCCCCUGGAGGAUAUCAACUCACCUGAACACAUACAGCGCAGGCUGUCGUUGCAGCUACCCAUCCUGCACCAUGCCUACCUACCCUCCAUAGGGGGGGUGGACGCCAGCUGUACCAGCCCCAACGCCAGUCCCGGCUCCAGCCCGCGGCACAGACACAUGCCCCCGUCCUAUCGGGUCAUGGUCUCAGGCCUGUGAGCAUCAGUCUCCCCUGGCGCUUCCAAGAAAGGACCUCCGUGUUUUAAAAACAACAAGCAGAGCCUAGCUUAGGCCGUCAGCAACAGUGGAAUAAUAUGUGUGUUGGACCAGGGAGGGGGAAUUUGGUUCCACUCGUCAUGCCUCGGUCUCUAGAACCCCUCACUAGAACCAUGGGUCGGGAAGGGAAGGGGGGAGGGCACAGGAGGACCUUACAAAUGACCCACGAUCCAGAGCAACAACCUCCUUUGGUCUCACCCCCCCCCCCCCCCCCCAACAGCAGAGGACCAGACCAGACAUGGGGUGGAUCUGCUUCGGAGGGUUUUUCUGUUGUUGUUUUUAUUUUGUCAUACACUGGACUAUGUGUGAGCCUGUCAAAACGUGAGCAUUUCAGCUACGUCAAUGCCUGGGAGGCGUUACUAUAGGAACAAAGGAGUUCCAGACGGGACUGACGUAGGAUUCAUCAAAAUUCACCAUUGUGAACAAGCAUGUAAAUAGCAUACUUUCUGACUUUGACGUUCCGUUAGCUUUGAGUAUGCUGUGAAUGAACAUAUGGGGGAAUGGGGGGAGGGGUCUGUAUAGGGGUAGGAGGUCCUGAAAAACUAAUGAAACCGUAAAAACUGGCCUACUACAAAGCAAAAUGUAAGACAAAUUGGUUUGUGUAAUAUUACUGCAUCAUUGUAGUGCGUUAAUUGUGUUAAAUGGAUUGGCUCAUGGCAAGAAGUAAGAUUACUCUCAUUUCUGUGACUAGCAAAAUGUCGAAAGACACCAGGGGCCAAUUCUUUUGACUUGGAGUAAUAUGCACACAGCUUUGUUACAUUUGCACCAUUCAUUUUUCUUCAAGAUUAUGCUAUCUCUUUUCACAGGCCUUUAAUGUGUUUCAACUUCCCUAGUUUCAUUUACCUCCAAACAAGAAUGAAAUACUACAGUACAGUAGAAUGCCUUUAGAAGGCAACAGAACCAAACAGGACAGAUUUCCAGGAAACAAUGACAAUAGUAAUGACUCUCCAUGUUCACUAUGUGUUGACACACACACACACACACACACAAACACAUAAAGAUACACACCUAUAGUGAAACAGGAGUGCACACCGUAUCCUAGUGAUGUUACGUGUCCAGACGAGGCCUCGCCAAACAGGCUCCCAUUACCACUGUAAAUGGUCCAGAAACUGUGAUGUCACUCCAUUAUCUGGCUGUAGUGAGGAUAAACAAGUAUCGUUCUAAUGACUAUAUGUUUCAUAAGAUCAAUGAAAUAGGUGCAUGGUCAGACAGCAUCAAAAGUGGUGAGAAACUGAGAUCAAAGACUUGGACAGAGGUUCUGUUGACAAGACAUACAUUCAGAUCGUGAUGAGGAUGUGGGUUUGCCAUUUCGGUUUCAUCAGUAGUUUUGAAACCGUGAAACUAAGUCCCUUUAAGCUGUUUCAAUUAGUUAAUCUAAAUUUCAAUGACCAAAAUGGUAAGUGGAAGAUACGUGAGCCGUAUGUGAACCCUAUCCAGAUGUGGCUUAAGCAGAAAUGGCGCCGAUGGAGACCACAGAACUGCCCACAACAAUGGAACCACAGACUGGGAGAGAAGCACCUCUAAAUCACCUGGCACUUAGCAACAGUGGAACAUACAUCAGAGUUGCUAUAGAAAUGUAUUUCUGUGCAGUUGGCCCAAAGGUAAUUUCUUGGACUAAAAUAGGGCCGUAGACAUAGCUAGCUAUCGUAAUUUUUUUUGUACAACUGUUGUCACAAGAACAAGAAAAAGGCAAAGUGGACGAAAUCCACCGAAAAGUUACGUAUCAUCAUCAGAAGUCUAGAUUUGUUUCAGCAUAUAUUUCACCGUUGGUGUCUUGGUUCCAGUUUUAGUUUUAUAAAGGCGUUUGUUGAGCUCUGUGCUUGUAGUCGUAUCCUGUACCCUGCAGGAGCCACAGUAUACACCAGGCCCAGUAGGUAGUGGUGGUGGUGGUGUGGGCCAGGCUAAAUUAACUCAACAAGAAUCUGUAACGCAUCUGUAAAUUGUAUAACCUGUCAUGACUUCUUAACCAUUCAAUGCUCCAACACCUGGAAUAUACAGGGUGAGAUAGAUCACUUGGGGACAACUCAUUACAGAGAGUGGGCUGCUCUGUGAGCUGGGCCUGGCGUCUGAACGCUGAUGAUGUCUGUCAGCCAAGGAGGAAGCCUAUUGGAGGACAAGGAAUGGUUGGGAAGGAGCAGGUUGGAGACAGUACUGCUAUUGGACACAUCCAGGUGUGAAUUCCUGUCUGAGCUCCUCCCCCUAGCCUGGAGUCAAUGGGGCUGUCCAGAGCAGCAGCACAGCAGCACAGACCUCCAUGAAGUGAAAAGGCUUCUUUCUCAUCCAUCUUUGCCCACCAGAGAAACACACAGUCGUUUCUGAGUGAGUGAGACACUGGGGUUGGUUGUUCCUUCAGAAAAAAAACGACACAUUUUAUAUAUUACAUUAUAUGUGAUUGUGUAAAAUUUGCUGAUACCCUGAUGGUGUUGAUGUAUGUAUGAAAUAUUUGGUAUUUGGCUUUCUCAAGAUGGCAUGAAAUAAAAUGUAUAAUUCACAUAGGAGUUACCUGUUUUUACGACUGUCGUGACAAAUCCACUUGGUUUCUUCUCAGUCAAGCCAGUUUCAUUUUUAUAUCCCGUCAAAAUGUUGCUUUAAUUUCUGCCAACCUCUUGUUCAGCAGUCCUGUCACAUUCUUUAAGAGGACAUCACCAAGCAGUCAAUGUCAAAGCCAAGAUUCUCAGUGAGAAAUCCCCCCACACACAAUAUAAUGUAAACUACAUGCAGCAUUACACAUGCUGCAAGAUGCUGAGGGCAAUAAGUGUACAACACGUAAUAGCUUUGGCUAGCUGUAUCAGAAUGAACCUAUAGAACAGUCAAUAACACAUCAAAAAUGUUCUUUUCUCAGCAUUCAUGGAACCUGACAGUCACUAUUUAUUGUUCUUACAAAAUGCCAAAUGCUGUUUAUCAGGUACUGUUACUAUUAUUUGCAAUGUGCCCUAAUUUUCUAUUAUUAAUUAAAAAUUGUUCUCAACGUCUGCAACAAUAGUUCAUCAAAUGCAAUGUUAGUAGUUAAAGGGCUCAUAAUAACUGGUAAUAAACUGCUUUUUCAUGCUAACGUUCUGUAUUAGCCAGGGCUACUCUGUUCUUCGGUUUCUUUCAGUUUAAAGGUCAAAAACACAUGUGUGUAUAUAAAUAUAUAUAUAUAUAUAUAUAUAUUCAUAUAUUUGUAUAUAUCGUCAUCAGGGUUUCUGGAAAAUCUAUUACAAAAUCUAUGAGAAAUAUACAGUACCAGUCAAAAGUUUGGACACACCUACUCAUUUAAGGGUGUAUUUGAUUUUUAUUAUUUUCUACAUUGUAGAAUAAUAGUGAAGACAUCAAAACUAUGAAAUAACACAUAUGGAAUCAUGUAGUAAGCAAAAAAGUGUUAAACAAAUCAAAUAUAUUUUAUAUUUGAGAUUCUUCAAAGUAGUCACCCUUUGCCUUAAUGACAGCUUUGCACACUCUUGGAAUUUUCUCAACCAGCUUCAUGAGGUAGUCAUCUGGAAUGCAUUUAAAUUAACAGGUGUGCCUUGAUAAAAGUUAAUUUGUGGAAUUUCUUUCAUUCUUAUUGAGUUUAAGCCAAUCAGUUGUGUUGUAAAAAGGUAGUGGUGGAAUACAGAAGAUAGUCCUACUUGGUAAAAGACCAAGUCCAUAUUAUGGCAAGAACAGCUCAAAUAAGCAAAGAGAAACGACAGUCUAUCAUUACUUUAAGACAUGAAGGUCAGUCAAUCCUGAAAAUUUCAAGAACUUUGAACGUUUCUUCAUGGGCUGUCGUAAAAACCAUCAAGCACUAUGAUGAAACUGGCUCUCAUGAGUACCGCCACAGGAAAGGAAGACCCAGAGUUACCUCUGCUGUAGAGGAUAAGUUCAUUAGUUAUCAGCCUCAGAAAUUGCAGCCCAAAUAAAUGCUUCACAGAGUUCAAGUAACAGACACAUCUCAACAUCAACUGUUCAGAGGUGACUGCGUGAAUCAGGCUUUCAUGUCCGAAUUGCUGCAAAGAAACCAUUACUAAAGGACACCAAUAAUAAUAAGAGACUUGCUUGGGCCAAGAAACACGAGCAAUGGACAUUGGACUGAUGGAAAUCUUUCCUUUGGUCUGAUGAGUCCAAAUUUGUGAUUUUUGGUUCCAACCGCCAUGUCUUUGUGAGACGCAGAGUAGGUGAAUGGAUGAUCUCCACAUGUGUGGUUCCCACCGUGAAGCAUGGAGGGGGAGUUGUGAUGGUGCUUUGCUUGUGACACUGUCUGUGAUAUUUAGAAUUCAAGGCACACUUAACCAGCAUAACUACCACAGCAUUCUGCGCGAUACGCCAUCCCAUCUGGUUUGCGCUUAGUGGGAUUAUCAUUUGUUUUUCAACAAGACAAUGACCCAACACACCUCCAGGCUGUGUAAGGGCUAUUUUACCAAGAAGGAGAGUGAUGGAGUGCUGCAUCAGAUGACCUGGCCGCCACAAUUUUCAACCUCAACCCAAUUGAGAUGGUUUGGGAUGAGUCGGAACGCAGAGUGAAUUAAAAGCAGCCAACAAGUGCUCAGCAUAUGUGGGAACUCCUUCAAGACUGUUGGAGAGAAUGCCAAAAGUGUGCAAAGCUGUCAUCAAGGCAAAGGGUGUCUACUUUGAAGAAUCUAAAAUAUAUUUUGAUUUAACAAACACUUUUUUGGUUACUACAUGAUUCCAUGUGUUAUUUCAUAGUUUUGACGUCUUUACUAUUAUUCUACAAUGUAGAAAAUAGUAAAAACAAAACCCUUGAAUGAGUGGGUGUGUCCAAACUUUUGACUGGUACUGUAUAUAAAAAUAAAUUUCAUUCUAUUCCAGUUUUUGUCAAUUUAAUAUGUGGUAUUCCAAACACACAUUGUAGAAUUUAAGUUAAAUGUAAUAACCUUAUGUUAAAUGCAAAAUAUAACAUGUAUGAGAAGGGCAAUAACUUGUUUUAUUAUUCCAGAAAUAUAGAGAAAUAUAUAUACCAAUCUUUAUGUUCUAAACAUAGAUUUUUCAUAAGAAACCUUGACGUUCACAAUGGCCACGAUGAUACUUGGAACAUAUUGGAAACGUUUUUUUUUAUUUACAGUAUCUGUAACUAUGGUAUGAAAAGUUGAGAUAGAUAUGAAAACAUGUAUAAAAUAAGUAUCACACUGGAAUACAAUAACAUUUUGGAACCAUCGGUUGUUAUGGGGCAUUUUGAACAGAAUUCUGCUUUAAAAUGUCUGAAUGUUAUGGGACAGCCUUUACUUUUCACAUCAACGUCAAAUAAAGUGAGACUGAAAAUAA
Molecule: messenger RNA, 9019 nt
Organism: Salvelinus fontinalis (brook trout)
Lineage: Eukaryota; Metazoa; Chordata; Actinopteri; Salmoniformes; Salmonidae
Product: gamma-aminobutyric acid type B receptor subunit 2-like
Exons: 19
Coding region: 911-3721 (936 amino acids)
Biological process (GO): G protein-coupled receptor signaling pathway; gamma-aminobutyric acid signaling pathway
Cellular component (GO): membrane; G protein-coupled receptor heterodimeric complex
Molecular function (GO): G protein-coupled GABA receptor activity
Source: RefSeq, a predicted model, not a curated record